Molecule: messenger RNA, 1062 nt
Organism: Sorghum bicolor (sorghum)
Lineage: Eukaryota; Viridiplantae; Streptophyta; Magnoliopsida; Poales; Poaceae
Product: calcium-transporting ATPase 8, plasma membrane-type-like
Exons: 5
Coding region: 540-923 (127 amino acids)
Cellular component (GO): intracellular membrane-bounded organelle
Molecular function (GO): nucleotide binding; P-type calcium transporter activity
Source: RefSeq, a predicted model, not a curated record
UGCGCUCGCACCUCCCCUGCGCCCUGCGCUCGCACCCGCGCCUCCUCCCCUGCCGUUGACCGCCCGCCCGCCUGCCCGCUUCGAUCCGGCCGCUUCGGUCCGCUUCGGUCCGGCCGCUCCGGCCCCAGCCGCUUCGGUCGCCCGACCGCCCGCCCGCCCGGCUGCUUCGGUCCGGCCGCUCCGGCAGCCCCGCCGCGCCGCGCCCCAGUCCUCGAGGAUCCGCUCCUUGUGGCUGCCGGAUCUACAGGGCGUCGGGGGAGAACCCCUCUGUCACAGUGCGUUUCGAGAAAUCGCACAACAUCAGAGGGUGUUCCAUCUCAGUACCAGUUUCAGACAUACAUGGACACAAACAUAUGGACGAACAGAACUCUUCUGUGGACGAACAGAUUUCAACACCGAAUUGAACAAAAUAGUGUCGAGUACCAACAAUCUACUGAACCAAAACAGUCACUGUCAAAUGAGGAUAGCACUAGGCAGCAGCUAGUACACAGAUCUGAAGUCUAGUAUCUUAGCCACUAGUUACACUUCCAAAACGAGGCAUGAUUGGUAUGGACUUCAAGGAUGUGAGAUCAAAAUCUUCAGUUCUUCAUGUUCUCCCAUUCAGUUCAGAGAAGAAGCGUGGUGGUGUGGUUUUGAAAGUGUCAGAUACAGAGGUUCACAUUCAUUGGAAAGGGGCAGCGGAGGUACUAUUAGCAUCUUGCAGAAGCUGGCUUUCUACUGAUGGUUCUGUUCAGCCAAUGAAUUCCAUCAAGACUCUUGGCGAUGCAAUCCUUGUGGCCUUUGUGGCCAGCUGGGAGCUCUUCACACCACGGUGGCGACGGGUCACAGGACGCGUGACUGGCUAUGUGGUUCUUCUACUUUGUAGGACGUUUGAUGUUUGUUUUGCCACCAUGUUGGAUGUUUCAUGUUGGAUGCUCGAUUAGUAUGAUUUGUUGGAUGAGGACUUGUUGGACUCAUUUAUUAUGGUUUAUGUGUGAUGUAUAUGUAGAUUUGUGUGAUAUAUAUGUGGAUUUGUGUGAUAUAUGUGAAUUCCAGUUAUAUAAUCAUAUUUGUGAUGCAAAA